CGGAACGACGGCCCUGAGUGGGAUCGACGUGAUGAAGGAUGUCGCCGCGAAGAGCAAAGUCACUGCAGGGCCCAACGCCACGGACGUCUUCUAUUUCCUGGAAUCUUGAGUUGGAAUUCACGGAGCGCAGGACAUAAGUGGAAAAACCUCAUUCACAAUGGACAUGUGGAUGUCCAACUUCAGCGGCACUAUUUUGAAUGGAAUCGACAUAAACCAACUCUACACCACAACUGUUUUAAGCAAUGGGACUGAGAUAAUUAACUGUGACAUCAAGUUCAGCAGGAAUUUAAAGGUGAACAAAACCGUCGUGAAAUCUGAUCUAUCUGGUUUAGAUGAAGAUGGUAUUCUGAUCGAUAAUUUGAACGUGACGGAGGUGAGCGAAAAGGCUGUGUUGACGAGUGGAGGUCCUUAUCAUAUUUUCGGCAGAAAGACGUUUUCCAACUUAACUGCCUCGGCAUUGAGUGUAGAAGAUUCAAUAGGGAAUGUGCCAGUCGAAAAUUUUGUGGUUGUCUCCCGGCAUGACAGACCAAUAAGGAACCUUGUAUCUAAUGCAUCCAUCACCGUCACAGAUCUUCAGGUAAAUGGGCUUAUAGAUGGAGUGAAUUUGGAAAACUUGCUUGCAAGCCGGAUCACCAUCAGUGAAAAUGAAACCAUCUCAAGAUCACUGGCAUUUGAAACUGUGAAAGUAGAAGGUGACUUAACGGUGAACAAAAUCAACGAUAUUUAUCUUUCAAAUAUUGUGCUAAAAUCCGGAAGAGAACAGCAAGACAUCCUUGAUCGGAAAACUUUGAAUGGGGGUCUGGUUGUCAAUGGACGUAUUGGAGGCAGAGAGCUCAAUGGAAUCGACUUACCCGAACUAAAUCGACUGGUUGUCCGAAAGGAUCGGAACGCAACACUGGGAAAUGCCAUGACAUUCAAGAAACCCAUAGAAUCCAAAGUACCAAUCGCGGUACUAGGAACGGUCAAUGCCUUCAAACUCUCUAGCCUGGUAUACAAUAUGACUGCUCUCGGGCAGCAUGUUGGGAACCAGAGUGCCAGACUUCAGGAUUUGUACAUGCAACUUGCAAACACUCACAGUGAUAACUUACAACUCGCUUGCGGCUUUUAUCAACCGAUGGCAUUUGGAGAAGAACUCAUUAACAUGGAAGUAAAAUUUGCUGGAAAAAUGACAUUCGGACUCGUGGGAGAAAACCUUCCCACCUUGGCUUUGGGAAAUUGUCAUCUUCAGUGCAGCUGCAACAUGGAAACUGCAAUUUACAAAUUAGGUGAAGAUGGAAGCUUGCAGCUUGACAUUGUAGUCAGAGACAGAGCAGUGUUUUUCUUCCAAACUGAUGGUUAUAGUGGAACACAGCUUGGUUACCAAUGCACAAAUCAAGGUGGAACAAGCAUCUUUAGCUUUGUGGGUAAAAACACAACAAUUCUUUUAUCUCCCUCUCUUGGUUUUCCAUCUGAAGUCAAAUCGUUUACUGUGGAACAAGAUGGAAUCAACAAGACCUAUUUUGUAACCAUAGGAACAGAUCUAACUUAUAUGAGUUACGGCAUUGAAAGUUCCGUAAUUAAUGUUUUGAGAAUAGACGAGAAUCAACUCACUAGGGUAUGGUCAAAGCAUACUAGGGCCAAGAUCUCUUCACUGGAUAUCGCAAAAAUUUUUGGAGUGUGGUGCAUGUUGGUAGCCAAUAUUGCGCUGGCUGAUGAUAAAACCGACCCAUACACAGCACCUACGCGUUUGUACAAAUGGAACAAAGACGAGUUUGUACUUGUGAAAGAAUACUAUGGUGAAUAUGUGACUUCUGCCAUGUUCCUCCGGCCUCGAGCUCCCAGAAACGUGAACUUUUUCUCGAUGGCCCAACUGAAGGCUGCCAAUACCCCUCUUGGUGCUUUCAAUCUGAGAUACACAACCGAAGUAUUGGUGUACAAACUGCAAGACCUUGAGACUGGCCAUGGCUUUACACCUUACGCGAGGCUGAAGUCGUACGGUGUGGUCGCCCAACAGCAUAUGUUCGCGGGAGACGAUCUCUACCUAAUGGCACUGUCUGAGUACUCGAAGACCCUCGAUGUUUAUGAAUACGUACCUUCAGAGGGUUUCCGACUGUUCCAGCAACUCCGUGUCUGCGAGAAACCCCUUGAUCUGAAGAGCAUCAAAGCCGGUGACGAAGAGAUGAUGCUGGUAUCGUGUAGAGAGCCGUACAAGUUGAUUAGUUUUCGGUUCAAUGUCAAGGGGAUGUCGAAUACGUAGGGAAUGCGUUUUAAUGUUUUAGAUGGAAGAACUAUGAGAAGAAUAUCUUCAUAUUGUGAGUUACAUAGAUAUUUUAUUGGAUAUUUUAUCAAUAUACAUUAAUUCUGCAAUUCUGAUAUGUU
Penaeus chinensis is the source of this 2358-nucleotide messenger RNA. RefSeq lists its product as uncharacterized. The coding region runs from base 158 to 2236 and encodes 692 amino acids. The transcript has 15 exons. NCBI's taxonomy places the organism in Eukaryota, Metazoa, Arthropoda, Malacostraca, Decapoda, Penaeidae. The record is from RefSeq and is a predicted model, not a curated record. Gene Ontology annotation, molecular function: heparin binding. Gene Ontology annotation, cellular component: cell surface.